UUUUUUUUUCAAAAGCAUGAAAGCAAAAAUAUCAUACGGUUCUUGGAAAAGUCCAAUUACGAGUGAUUUGAUUGUAACUUGUACAAGCAGAAUCAACGAAAUUCAAUUAGAUCAAAACUUAACUUCCAAAAAAAUAUACUGGAGUGAAUCUAAAAAUUGUGAAGGUGGAAGAAACACUAUCAACUGUUAUGAUUAUAAAACAAAAGAAUUGAAAGAAUUUACCCCAAAAGAAUUUAAUGUAUCAUCACGUGUUCAUGAAUAUGGGGGCAAUUCCUUCAUGGUUAAUAAUGGCGACGUAUAUUUUGUUAAUAAAUCAGAUCAGAGGAUAUAUUUACAAAAAGGGGCAGACAAAAAUCCUGAGCCCAUAACACUUAACCAAAAUGCUAGAUAUACCGAUUUUUAUUACGAUAAUUUGAAUCACAUCCUUUAUUGCGUUUGUGAAAAGCAUUGUGAUGAUAAUUUAGACCCUGAUAAUGUCUUAAUAGCAUUGAAUCCAAGAAAGCUUAAUACAAAUUGUAAUGUGAUUGCUCAAGGUUCAGAUUUUUAUUUAAGUCCUUCAUUAUCAUCAACUAGCAAAUAUAUUACUUGGAAUCAAUGGAAUCAUCCAAAUAUGCCAUGGGAUAGUUCCGAGAUAUGUGUUGGAAAUGUUCAUAUUACAAAAAGCAAACCAGAUGAGGAAGAAGAUUUAGAACAAGCAAAUAUGUCCAUCACAUCUAUUAUUAAAUUGAGUAUCCCUGGAGUUAGCUCCAUGCAACCUAAGAUUGUUAGCAAUAAUACUCUCUAUUAUCUCAGCGACAGAAAUGGGUUUUACAACUUGUAUAAACGUUCUCUGAUAAACAUAAAUGGAUCAACAGAAUUUGGCGAUGAAAGUAAACCCCUGGUAAAAUUUAACGGAGAACACCAUAAGGAUGUUGGCUACCCACUUUGGAACUCUGGCGAUUCAGCUUAUGAUAUUUCCCCCACCAAACCAGAUCUUAUUGUAGCGAUUGCCGAAAAUGACAUGUACUUAGUCAAAAUACGAGGAGACGGGGAUGAAGAGGGUGACGUAGUUAGCGAACUUUUGCUGAACGGCGACCAAUUGGGAAUAGGAGAAAUUCACGACGUCAAAUUGGCCCGGUUCGAGGAAAACGUAGCUUUCGCGAUCAUAAGACCGAAAUCCGAUUUCGAAUAUUUGGCUCGGAUAGACCUACUUACCGGGAAGCUAACCCCCAUAAGGAAAACUUACGAGGGCGCUCCAUUGGAUGAGAGAUUCAUCAGUAAAGCCGAAGAGAUAACGUUCCCCACUUUCGAUGGUCAAACCAGUUUCGGAUACUUUUAUCCUCCCCAAAAUCCAGAUCACCCAUAUUCGCGAGACCACGAAUUAGCGCCACCCAUGAUAGUGACGAGUCACGGUGGACCGACCGCUAAAAAGUACGACUCCUUGGAUCUCAAGGGAACCCAAUUUUUUACGUCCCGGGGCAUCGCGGUAUUUCACGUUAAUUACAGGGGCAGCUUUGGUCGGGGCAAGGCCUACAGGGAUUCCUUGAAAGGAAACUGGGGUAUCCUGGACGUCGAAGAUUGUUGUUCGGCAGCUAUCCACAUGAGCCGAACGCUCAAACGUGUCAACCCCAAUUUACUCUUCAUCAACGGUUCGUCUUCGGGAGGGUACACUACUCUCGCCUGCUUAGCCUUCAAACCGGAUAUUUUCAAAGCCGGAGUUGCAAGGUACGGAAUUUGCGAUUUGGAGGCCCUAAUAGACGAUACUCAUAAGUUCGAAAAAUAUUACACCCAAAUACUCGUCUGCGGCGACGUCAAUCACAACGAAUCUACUGGCGAUGGACAAAAAAAUCUUUAUAAAGAACGAUCUCCCAUCAAUCACAUUGAUCGGGUGAAGGCUCCAGUCGCUUUUAUCCAUGGAAAGGAGGAUAAAGUGGUUCUUCCCAAUCAAGCUAUCAUGAUGUACGAGGCGCUCAUCAAAAAAGGGAUACCUGCAUCGUUGACACUUUUCGAUGGUGAAGGACAUGGCUUUAAGGACCCCAAAAACAUCAAACGCGCUCUUGAAUGCGAACUCGAUUUCUACAACAAAAUUAUCAGCGAUGCCAAGGCUUGACUUUGAUUCCCCGAUUUUAAUAUUUAAUCACUAUUUAUAAACUAUGAUACAGAAUAUAAUGGUGUUGUGAUUGGUAUUACCCAAAACA
Gordionus sp. m RMFG-2023 is the source of this 2177-nucleotide messenger RNA. RefSeq lists its product as uncharacterized. NCBI's taxonomy places the organism in Eukaryota, Metazoa, Nematomorpha, Gordioida, Chordodea, Parachordodidae. Gene Ontology annotation, biological process: proteolysis. The transcript is spliced from 14 exons. Gene Ontology annotation, molecular function: serine-type peptidase activity. The record is from RefSeq and is a predicted model, not a curated record. The coding region runs from base 17 to 2089 and encodes 690 amino acids.